This is a messenger RNA of Macrobrachium nipponense, 8363 nucleotides long. Its product is annotated as F-actin-uncapping protein LRRC16A-like. Gene Ontology annotation, cellular component: lamellipodium; plasma membrane. Gene Ontology annotation, biological process: regulation of Arp2/3 complex-mediated actin nucleation; cell migration. NCBI's taxonomy places the organism in Eukaryota, Metazoa, Arthropoda, Malacostraca, Decapoda, Palaemonidae. Bases 170 to 4720 code for a protein of 1516 amino acids. The record is from RefSeq and is a predicted model, not a curated record. The transcript is spliced from 34 exons. Gene Ontology annotation, molecular function: protein binding.
GAGGGCUGUGACGUCACAAACAUGGAGUAGUGUGGGGACACUCCUAUAUGAGGUAUUCCCUUGUUUUACCGCUUGAAAACCUAAGUUAUUCCACACAACGAAUUCUGGUGUAUCGGCAAGGCCGUAGAAUGUCGUGAUUUAUCCCCUGUGGUCGUUAAAAGCGUGCAGGAUGACCGGAAGAAACAUAAUUACUAGAGAAUUGAGUGAUUCCAUACGUCAGUGCUUGGGUCGGAAGGUGAAGCUGACCUUAAAAGUGCUGGUUAAAGUAGAGACCAAGGGAGAUAAAACAGAAAACCGUGUGUUGGCCUUUGCAUCAUGCCGACUGUUUGUGUUGACAGCCAAAGUUCCCACCAGGGUGGACCAACAUUUUCAUUACUUGGAUAUCCAAGGCAUCGAGAGCCGACGCCCCAACCAGUUGUGUCUGACGGUUUGUGACCGAGUGUACACCUAUUAUACCACCCAUGAAGAGAACAGCAGCCAUGAGGUGGACACGAUGGUCCUCAGCCUCAGCACUGCGCUCAAAAAUAUAUUCCCUGCCGUUCCUCUCACGCACAUUAUUCGAAAAGUGGACAUUCAGCCGUCCAAACGUCUGCUGCAGCUGGAGGAGCUGGAAAGGGCAACCUUAGGGGGUACCAGAGACAUGGGACCAUGUGGUGGGUUUUCCACACAGUACAUGUGUAUGUGCGACUACCACGCUCUGCCCUACAGAGAAGAAGUGGCAUGGGAUGUCGAUACCAUCUACCUCUCACAUGAUACUAGAGAAUUAUACCUUCAUGAUUUUGAUUACUUAGAACAGAAAGACCUCAUUCCUAUCAUCAGUGCCCUUGAGUACAACACCUGGUUUCGUAAACUGCGCUGUAGCCAUAGUAAGCUCUCACAUGAAGCAAUAGAACGAAUCCUACACGUGGUUAGCAAGUCACUUAGUAUAGAAGAACUUUAUUUAGAUAAUAUUGGUGCCAAAGCGGAAUUUGCAAAUAAGUUGUCGUUAGCAUUAUUGUCAAAUAGCAACAUUCCCCUACAAAAGUUGGAUAUAUCGCACAAUCCAUUAGAGGAUAAAGGUUUAAGCAAUCUGUGCGGUCUGGUAGCCAAGCUGUCUCCAGUAGCUGGGGGUGCUGUACAUAUUAGUAAUCCCAUCGGACGACAGGCAAAAGGUCUGAGUCACUUGAACCUUUCGCACUGUGGGCUCACCGGUAAAGGCGUUAACAUGCUGGCACAUUCCCUCUCUGUGAAUAAGUACAUGUGUCAGACUCUAACAUUCCUCAGUCUUGGUGGCAACUCUCUUCGAGAUGACAUCAACAAUUUAUAUAACUUCCUGGCUCAACCAAAUGCUCUCAAGACGCUUGACUUAUCUGCUACUGAAUGUGCCAUUGAUGCGGUUUUUGGUGCAUUACUGCGUGGUUGUACAAGUAGUUUAUCACAUCUAACUUUAUCCCGUAAUAGUUUUGGUAGCAAGAAAACUCGCGAGAUGCUGCCGUCCUUCAAGCAGUAUUUCACAUCAACGUUAGCCCUUAAGUCCCUUACUUUAAGUCAUUGUAAACUUCCAGCGGAUGCUCUUAAGAAUGUGUUGUUAGGUUUAGCUUGCAAUGAAAAUAUUUCUGAGGUUGAACUUGAUCUAAGUAGUAACCAGUUAGGUGGAACAGGAGCACAAAUUCUAGAAUCCUGCAUUCACGGUGUUAGAUGUUUAUCUGCGCUAGAUAUCUCCGAUAAUGGUUUAGAAAGUCAGUUAGGACCAGUUGUAGAUGCCAUUAGUAAAAACAAAAGUAUCAAGAAGUUAGACCUUGGUCGAAAUUUAAUUAACAUCAAGAGUAAACAUGUGUAUCCUGUUGUGGAGUCUAUUGUAAAAAUGAUCCAGGAGGAAGAUUGUGUGUUAGAAUCUCUCUCCAUAAAUGACUCCAGGCUCAAAACCGAUCUACACAAUCUCUUGAACGCGCUUGGAAGCAAUCAUUGCCUCAGAAACUUAGAUAUUAGUGGAAAUUACAUGGGAGACAGUGGUGCGAGACUCCUAGCCAAAGCUCUACAAAUAAACUCAAAGCUGCAGUAUAUUAGCUACGAUAGAAAUAACGUCACCCUGCAGGGAUAUAGUGAUAUUGCUUAUGCAUUACAAAGUAAUUAUAGUGUGAAGUUCAUGCCGUUUCCAGUACACGAUUGCAUGUUGUGUAUGAAAACUGCUCCGGAGAGAACGGAAAACCUGAUGAGAAGAAUACAAGACACACUCUUUAGAAAUGUCUCUCCUAUGAAGUACUCUAAUGGCCAGGCCUUUAGAUUACAGCAGGGUUUCUUGCUAAGUUCUACACAACAGCAAGUUGACAGAUUGGUGCUACAAACUGGUGAGGUUGUUCGUACUUUGCGGAGAUCCGGCAUGGAGUAUGGAGGCUCGAAUUCUCUUCAGUGGGCUGAGGGCCUCAUUAGUGAUGCAGAUAAUUCCAAACAGUUGAUCAGUCACCUACAUGACGUGGUGCUGCGAAGGGAUGAAGCUGGCAACCCCAUAGAGACAAAGCUGCAUCAAAUCUCCUCUGAUCUUCACACCGUCAUUACCAACUACCUCCAGGAUACUGUAGAAAGUAUGGUGAGGUCAGCCCAAGACAAGUGUCCCAAUGUUUUGAGUGAGGAGAAGGUGGUUGAUGAUGUGAGAGCUGCCUGCAUGGCCAAGUCACAGCUCUCCUCUCAGCUUGUAGAAACAGCCAUUGUAGAGCAGGCUGGAUCAGUCAUCCUGAAUAAAGUCAAUGAGGUGAAUUUGGCAAUUGCAUCAACAGUGUCUGAUCGUGUCAUUGAUGAAGUUGUGGAUUCUCUCUCCAAGACUUGCAAAAACUUGCAAUCUGGUGAGGGCCACAGAAAGAGAGCUUCAACGGGUACAGAAAUGGGCAGCCGAGAACGAGGAAGCAGCGAGUCAUCUUCACGUAGUGAGCGUUCAGAUACAGUCAGUCAGGGAGAUGAUACCACCAGUCAAAAGUCUGAUCCCUCUCCUCUGAAAUUGGAAUAUUUGAAUCUCGCCACUCCACAGCUUGCAUCAAAGAGAAAGAGCCUUCAUGGACGGAAGCUUCGCCCACAGAGUGUUGUUGAUUAUGCAGAAGCUAAUGCAGACUCUCGCCGGGGUUCAGUCAAUCGGCACAGUGCAGAAAGUAUCUUAAAUGAGGAUUGCAAUGAUAGCUCAUGUAGUCUGAACAGUUCUUACAUAAAUCUAGAGUUCCACAGUGAAAACUAUUCUUGGAAUGAUGAUUCGGAUGUGUUUUUAAGCAUCCAUGAAGCAGCAACACUUCCAGUUGGUUGCAGAGGCUUUGAGUUCAAAGAAAAAGAAGUUCAUGAGGAGAAGAGUACCCUUGUAAUGCGUGAGGCAGAGUCCCUUGACAGUGUGUCAGAGUUGCCUAGUAGUUGUGGUCAGCUGCAACAUCUAGGCAAAGCUCGACCAAGGAGAGUCAAGACCAGAGCACCCACACGUCCUAUGGGCCGAGCUGAUUUGGUCGAAGAGGAUCAUGAUAUUUCCGAAGGAGUUGACACCUUCUUCAGACCGGGCUCAUCUACACCAACAACGCCUCUUAUUUCACCAGAUUCAGAAAACAGUUUAAUUUGCAGUCCUCGCUUACUUAAGUAUGGCUCCACGUCCUCUGUUGAAAGCUCUCCUCACACUGGCGGUGCAAGAACAGGUAGUGAAAGAGGUAGUAUUGAAUCUUUGACACGGUCAGAUUCUUUAGCACGGUCAGAGUCAGAUGUCACGAGGGAUUCACCCAGACCACGUACAAAAUCUAGAGAUACAGAAGAAGAAGAUGAAGAAGAAGAAGAAGAACAAAGCACAUGUAUAGAGGAAAAAAGUCGGAGUGUUAGUAGCCUUAUUGGUAAGUUGGCAAAUGAGGCAGUUUUGAAGAGGUCACCAGACAUGAGUGCAAGAAAGGCUUCAACAUCAUCAAAUAUUAGCUCUAUUGAUGAUAAAAGUCGCUGUGAUGAAGACAGCAAAGAAGAUUCACCACCAAGGAAAAUGGCAGGUCUUCCUAAAUUUGGUAUGGGCAUUGGAGGAAAUAUACUUGCAGAAAUGAAGAUGAUGCAAGAAAAAAGGACAUCUGUCCUAAACAAGGUUGGAACAGACUUGGAGGAUGAUAGAGACCGAGAGGAAGGGAGAAAAGAGAAUCCAUCUGGAGGGCUGUUAGCAGGAGUCCGGUUACGUUCAACUGGAUUAGCAGACAGCCUCAAAUCGCCAACAAAUGGCUUCCCACGGGGUUCUGGUGGAAGCAAAUCUCCAAAUUUCAACAGAGAUUCAUGUAUUGAUACAACAGGACCGAGCCCGAACACCAAGCCUGUGAUCACCGCCCUGAAACCUAAGCCCCCUCCCCCCCUCGCACCCAAACCACGUCCCAAGUCUGCCAUUGGAGGAGACAGGAUGUCAGGAGAAUAUGAGUCUGGGGAUGGUGGAGAAGAGGAUGGCCCAUCUAGUGCUCCUGCAAGAUCUGUUAGAGAAAUGGCUGCCCAUCUUGCUCGUGGCUCUGUUGGGGAGGAAUCUACGGACGUAAAAGUGAGGGGGAAAUCUGAAGCAGAGAAGACUAGAAGCACAGUCAAUGGCAUCAGAAAGAUUGUUAAGAAAAAGACCCAUAAGUUAAAGGAGCUGGAGGAGACUUUAGUGGACGGUGAGCAUGGGACAGCAUCCUCUUCGGGUCCUCCUUUACACCGCCAGACUUCACAUAAGCAUGUCCUCACCACUGACCUUGCUUUAGAGGAUGUCGUCAAUGUAUAGCACAAUGUCGGAGCUGAAUUUUUAUUGAGCCAUUCUGAAUGGUGUGAUCUUAAGCACGGACUUUCACAAGUGAUAAAUAGUCAGACUGUCUUUUGAUUACUGUAUCUGUGUCAGAUCUAAGAGACAUAGCUAACUGUAAAUAUUCUAGUUAUUUUAAUAGUACAGUAUUCUGUAAAUUUUUUGGGGAGGGAGGGGUUGGGGGACUUCAUCAAGAAGAACCUACCAUAUACAGUACGUGGUUGGGUGGAAUAGGAUUUGUUGCUACUGUUGUUUUUAGGAAAUGUUGUUGUUAAAGAUUGUGAUGUGUCAUCUUUGAGAAUUUACCAAAGAGAUGCCCUUGCUACUUGUCAUUGACUUCUGGGUCCCUCUGCACUGCAGGUUUGUUAAAAAUCAAAUCCUAUUGUUAUAUUAAUGUAUGGUUGCAUGCAUAAAGUAUUUAGAAAUGGAUGCUUAAUUAGUUUCUACAGAGGGAUUUUUACUAAGUCAAGAUACAUGAAUUUCCACCAGUAUUGAUUUUUAAAAAAUUGCCAAAAUUGUGGCAUUUUUAGAAAAACUUAAUGCUUUAGAAAGUUUCAGGUAGCUUAUAUUGUCCUAUAAACCCUAGAAAUUUGGUGUAAAUUAUGUACAGAUUCAGCAUUAUUACACUGCCAUUUUAGGAAAUCUCUUGAAACAAAAUUGGAAAUUUUGCAUGCACAACUUAAAAGAGAAAAGGAGGGAAUUCAGAUGUUAGAUAUUUCCUGUCCUUCAUAAUUGUGUAAAUCCUACUUUAGAAUUAGUUUACCAAUGUUAUUUUUGCAAGUGAUUUUCAUUCUAGAGAAUUGUUGCUGUCAUGUAAUUAUUUGUAUAGAGAUGAAAGUGCAAUUUAUAUGUGUAGCUUUGAUAUUGGUUUUAUGUAUAAUUGUGAAAACAAGAUAAGUCGAAAGAAAAGCAAUUUCAUAUUUAUAUUUGUCAGAUUUUGUGAUUGUUUGUACAACAAUGAUGAAAGUUUUUGAUAAUAUUUGUCACUGGUAAAAGAGUAAUCCACUGGAUUAAAAUGAGAUGUAAUAUGCCUGGUGACAUUUUCACAAUGUUGAUUCGCUCAGCUAGCUUUGGAUUAAAGCAUCCCCAUUUUGACAGUGAUUUUGGCAAUGCAUUGUAAAUCUGUUCAUCAUUGUUGUUUAUAUAUAUACAAUAUUGCAUUUUUUUUUUUUUGCUUUAAGCAUUUAAGGUAUAAGCAUAAACUUCUAAAAUACUGGAUUAAAUUCCCUGAAUACUGCUUUGUCAGGGAGCCCUUAAAUUGAAAGGAUAUAAUGCAUUUAUGUCUACACUUGGUGAAUGCUUUUGAUCAAAUUGAUUGCAUUGCAGUAAUGUAAGAAUUUAGUAUGCAUUAAAAAGGAGUCUUGUACAGAAAUUUGAGAUCUGUAUUUAGUAAACAGCAGUACGUAUAUCUUUCAAGUGCAUAAAAACAGUUAAUUUUUUAUGGAAUUGCACUAUAAAACUGAAUUCAGAUAUAAUUGAUAUUGCAGGGAACCAGAUGGCCAUUCACUUUUAGGAGUCUCAAAAACAAACUGUCUUGCACUACUAGAUUCAGCUAAGGCUUAAGGGAAUUUCAUCUUCAGAGCUUUGUGCCAAGAGAGUGAUUUUCACAAUCAUUGUAACUGUCUCUAUUUCUCAAAGUUAGGUACCAAUUGUGAUUAUUUUUCCUUCUUAUUAUUGAUAUAUUACUUUUGAGGGUUCUAAUGAUGGUGAACAGUAGUGUAUCUGUGAUGAAUUCUGCUCGAGGUGUAAAUGAAAAGCUGUUAUGCUACAAGUACUGUCUUCACAGCUAGUUUUUAUGGUUAAUCAUCAGGAGUCUGUCUUCAGCUCAUUUGCAUGUAGUUGAAAAAGAGGCAAGCUCUUGAAUAUUAUACAUAACUGUAUAUACUAUAUAUAUACAUAAAUAUAUAUGAAGUUCCUCAGUUUGAACAGUAUUGUAAAAUUGUUUAAUUGCAUAAUUACAGGAGCUAGAUGUAUGAUAUAAUACUGAAAAUGUUCAAAAUUAAAUUUCAACGUGAUACCUGUAGAUUCAUUCAUGCUUGCAUUAAAUGCAUGUUUUAAGAAUUAAUUCACAGGGAGCUUUUAAUAUAUUCUGAACUAAUUUAUUUUACAAAUACGUAAUGUCUUUUGUUUCUUGUUUUGAUUACAGUGGUUAGAGAAGGGAGAUUUAACUAGAUCCAGAAAAUUGUGAUUGCAGUGGUUAGAGAAGGAAGAUAUAAUUAGAACUGGAAAAUUGCAACAUGGAAUAGAUUGGGGCAGUGUGGCAGUACAAAAGGACAUAUGUGGCAAAGGGUUUUAAGAGUGCUCAUUUGGAGACAAUACUUUUAAGAAAUCAAAAAGCAUCCUCAAUGUCUGUAUCAAUGAUAUACAUAUAGGUAGAUGUAGAACAGAACAACAAUUUUGGUAUCUUCCUUUAGCCACUGUAGUAAACCUUUUAAAGCCCUACGCACCUGAUCUCCUUGUGGCCUGUAACUUCAGCACAGUCCACCUUUAACCUCAAUGUUAGCAUCCCAAUUUGACUUCCAUCAUGUAGUGUCAGUUUAUACAUCUUUAUAAAAGCUUAAAAAAGAAGGUUUUAAGGGGUACUGUUGAGUACUGAGCAAGUGUUGGGUCAACAGCAUAUUUCUCGUAAUAUUUGUACUCACAGGUAUUAACACUUUUAAAAGUUUUAUAGUCAGUUGAUGGCAUUUUCAUGGACACACAACCCACAGUUAUGUAUCAUUAGUUUUCACAGUUAUUGUUUGAUGUAUUAGAGUAUAUAAAAUAGUGUACAGUCUAAUGCCAGUCCUAUAAUUUUUAUUGGUUCAUUUUUACAAAAUUUUAACUAGUAUCAUGGCAUAGAAAGUAUUUCUUAUAGUAAUCAUUUAUGUGACCAAUUUAUAGAUAAGGACAGGGAGGAAGCUGGACGUUCAAUCUAUAACUGGAAAGCUUCAUACAAUUUACAAGUAGGUCUGACAUUUUGUAAUUUUGUAUUACUUUUCAAACUGUAUUUGCAAUACCACAAGUAGUUUUGAUACUUCCACUGCAAAGCAAAUGUUGGAUACUUGAUAUUUGUGGAUAGGCAUUAAUUCAUCUUUUCCAGAAUGAAUUAUAUGGCUCAGUAAUGAAUAAUAAUUUUUUCCCAUGAAUUGAAGCAUAUUGAAGGGUUUCUGACAGCCCGGUAGGAACUGGCAAUAUGUCAACAUUGUGUCAUGUGAAAUUGUGUGGCCUUUUAUAAUGAUGGUUUGCAUAAUUUUAUAUCAUCAUUGUCUUUAUAAUGUACGUACUGGUGGUUUUCUUUUAUGGAAAUUAGGUGUAUUUUGCCUAGCUUUUGUCGUCAGAUGUCCAGUUUUCCUAGCUCCCAGGUUAGCUGUUAGAGAAGAGAUUGUGCCAUGAAAAUCUAGGGAAAAUUUUAGUGGUCAUAUAGAGUUGUGAUAUCAAAUGCUCCCACUUUUAUUUUUAUUUUUCAUUCAUCCUUCUGUUGUCUCUCACUAUCUCUUGCUUUAUAGGGGUUGACUGGAGAGCCCAAAAAUAAGUGACCACAGUUUUGUCACAGUGCGCAGUGUUUUACCCUUGCAGUGUACAUAAAUUUCUUGUAAUAUUUUAUAUUUUACAAUUAUUCUACUGCCUUAAUAAAACUUAUUUCCUA